Messenger RNA from Lactuca sativa (garden lettuce), 1531 nucleotides. Its product is annotated as phosphatidylinositol:ceramide inositolphosphotransferase 2. Lineage: Eukaryota; Viridiplantae; Streptophyta; Magnoliopsida; Asterales; Asteraceae. Gene Ontology annotation, biological process: ceramide biosynthetic process. Gene Ontology annotation, cellular component: plasma membrane; trans-Golgi network; Golgi membrane. The record is from RefSeq and is a predicted model, not a curated record. Gene Ontology annotation, molecular function: sphingomyelin synthase activity; ceramide cholinephosphotransferase activity; inositol phosphoceramide synthase activity.
CUCUCAACUGUCUCUCCGUGUUCAACUCGCGUUUCAGCAAAAACAUUUGAGAGAGAAUUUUCUUCACAAGCAGCCUUUCCCGAAAUCGGAGUCGUAAUAAAUUUUACUUUUAAGAAUUGCCACUAUUCUGAUAUUGGAUCUUACUACGAUCGCAAUUUCCAAUUUUGUUUCACGUUGAAAAGGCUCUGAUUUGUGGCGGAUUUCACCGAAUCCUGAUUGAUUUUAAAGGAAUUUGGUGAAUCGAUUUGGUAAUCGUACCACGGGACGAAUUGAAAGCAGUUGGAGGAUUUCAUAUAUUUGAUCAUAGAUUUUUGAACGAAAAAGGUUGAUUUUUGUCGAUAAGUGUGAUUCGAUAAGCGAUGUUGACAUUAACAGUUAGGUUUGUGAUGUAAUAUGGCAUUGGCUCUUACACGAUUAAACAAUGUCGCUUUACAUUGGUCGCGAGACUUCCAAGCUCUGGAAAAGAAUUAGUGCAGAAACUACAACUGAAGUCAACCUUCUAGCGGAGAACUGGAAGUAUGUUCUCGGCGGUUUAAUUUGCCAGUACAUGCAUGGGCUAGCUGCUCGAGGUGUUCACUACAUUCAUCGCCCUGGGCCAACUCUACAGGACACUGGAUUCCUUCUACUUCCAGAGCUUGGAGAGGAGAGAGCAUAUGUUAGUGAGACAGUUUUUACUUUCAUCUUUCUAUCUUUUAUCUUGUGGACAUUCCAUCCUUUCGUAUUCAAGACCAAAAAGAUCUACACUGUUCUAAUAUGGUGCAGGGUCCUUUCAUUCUUAGUUGCUUGUCAAUUUCUUCGUGUCCUUACAUUUUAUUCAACUCAACUUCCUGGUCCAAACUACCAUUGUAGAGAGGGUUCACGCCUUGCAACAUUGCCUCGUCCUGAUAAUCCUCUUGAAUUUCUAUUAAUCAUGCCACGUGGUGUGCUUUAUGGAUGUGGUGAUUUGAUAUUCUCAUCCCAUAUGAUUUUCUCUCUAGUAUUUGUCCGAACAUAUCAAAAAUAUGGUACACGGAGAUUUAUAAAGCAGUGUGCAUGGCUAACUGUUGUGAUUCAAAGUUUGUUAAUUAUUGCUUCUCGGAAGCAUUACACAGUUGAUGUCGUUGUCGCAUGGUACACAGUCAAUUUGGUUGUUUUCUUUGUUGACCGAAAGUUGGCAGAUAUGCCUGAGCGUAAUAUAGGGGCGCCUAUAUUGCCAUUGAGCAAAGAUGUCCGGAUGAAAGAAGAGAAUACUAAACUUGUGAAUGGAAACCCCGGAGAUCCUGUAGAUUGGAGAUUGAGAAAUCAAGCGAAUGGGAAAGUUAAUGAAGAUAGCAAUGGACUUCAUGUUGAUGUAUUGGAUGGUGUAUAGUCAACGAAAGUCAAAAUCAUAACUUCAACAAUUUUAAUUGGGUAAGAAAUACGAUUUGAGGGCAUGUUAAUAUGUUAUGUUGCUACAUGUCGAUGUUGUCCCCUAUUCAUUUUAUUACAGACUAUCAUCACAUAUUUGAUUAAAAGAAAAUGUCAAUUGUAUAUGAUUCCAUCACUUCUUGUA